Molecule: messenger RNA, 868 nt
Organism: Meloidogyne enterolobii
Lineage: Eukaryota; Metazoa; Nematoda; Chromadorea; Rhabditida; Meloidogynidae
Source: the annotation of a GenBank genome assembly
UAUGGCAACAGAGACUGAACCAAACAAUGCUGUGGCACAAAAUGGGAAAGAAACUGCAGUGAAUUCCGAGUACCAACAAGAAUUGUCAAAUUCUCUUCCUGUUGAAAAUGGGGUUGGUGAAACUAAUGGAGAUGAACUAAAAAAUGACUCUUCUGUCAAAAAUGAAGAUUUGGAUGAUAUUCCAUGGUCUCAACGAAUUCGGGAAAAACAACAAAAUUCUUCUACUUCUAAAUCUGUUAAAAGACCUGUGACACCUGUAGAAAGUGGUGGAGAAGAAGCUCAACCUAUUGUAAAAAAAUCUGCCGAUAAAAAGCGGAAGACGAGACAAGCAUCGUCUGAAAGUGAAGAAGAAUAUACUCCAAAGAAGAAAUCAAAAUCUUCCAAAUCCAAACCUGAAAAACCAACGCCAAAGUCAUCUGCUAAAAAAGAGACGAAAACUGAAGAAGAUUCGGAUUACGAUGAUGACAAACCUGCAAAAAAGAAAAAGAAAUCAACUGAAAAUAAUCUUGUUAAACAAGAGUCAUCUUCAUCUGCAAGCCCUACAAAAAAGAAAAAGAAGGCUGAAGAAGAGGAGGAAGUUUGGAAGUGGUGGGAAGAACAAUCACCUGAACAAUCAGAUGGAACAAUUAAAUGGAGAACUUUAGAGCAUAAAGGGCCAAUGUUUGCACCAGAAUAUGUUCCUUUACCUAAAAACAUUAAAUUCAAAUAUAAUGGAAAGCCAAUGGAUCUAUCCCCGUCUGCUGAAGAAGUUGCCACUUUUUAUGCUAAGAUGCUUGAUCAUGACUAUACUUCAAAGCCUAUUUUUAAUCAAAACUUUUUUAAGGAUUGGAGAAAGGUUUUUUCAUUUAAAAAAUUUUCUAAAAAUUGA